GUCAGCAUCAAGGUCGAACCAGAACAGACCACGCAAAUCCUCUCGCUCUCCCUCUCGGACGCACCAGGCCGUCGUUCCCCAUUUCCUCGCCGGAGAGGCCGCCGCGCCGCCGCAGCGCCAUGCUCCGGCUCCGCCACAGCGUCCUUGCCCAGCUCCUAUCGUCUCCCUCCGCCUCCACCAUCUCCCCUCUCCACCGGCUCUUCUCCGCCGCCGCGCCCGCCGUUUCCCCCAACCCUAGCUUCGCCGUCGAGGAGUACCUCGUCGCCACCUGCGGCCUCACCCGACCCCAGGCCCUCAAGGCCUCCGCCAAGCUCUCCCACCUCAAGUCCCCUUCCAAGCCCGACGCCGUCCGCGCCUUCCUCGCCGGCCUCGGCCUCUCCGGCGCCGAUGUCGCUGCCGUGGUCGCCAAGGACCCGCGGCUCCUCUGCGCCAAAGUGGAGAAAACCCUGGCCCCCAUCGUCGCUGGGCUCAUCGGCCUCGGCCUCUCGCGUUCUGAGAUCGCGCGCCUCGUCUCACUCCCCACUGUCAAAUUCCGAUGUAGAUCCAUCGUCUCCAAGAUAGAGUACUACCUGCCUCUCUUUGGGUCCUCCGAGAAUCUCCUCCGGGCCCUCAAGAAGAACUUCUACCUUCUCUCGGCUGACCUCGACGAUGUGGUUAAGCCCAACACCGCGUUGCUGCGGGAGUGCAGGCUAGGUGCUUGUGAUAUUGCCAAGCUAUGCAUCAGUCAACCAUGGCUUCUCACCGCUAACGUGAAGCGUGUCCAAGCCAUGGUGGAAUGCGCUGAAAACAUUGGUGUGCCCCGUGCCUCUGGGAUGUUCAGGCAUGCGCUGCAUGCUGUUGCAUUUAUCAGCGAGGAGAAGAUUGCAACCAAGGUGAAGUACUUCAAGAACACCUUCAGAUGGACGGAUGCUGAGGUAGGCAUGGCUGUUUCUAAGUAUCCAACGGUGCUGAAUAAGUCCAAGGAAUCGCUGCAACGCAAGUUUGAGUUCCUCAUCUCCGAGGUGGGCUUGGAAUCGGCGUACAUUGCUCAUCGACCCGUAAUGUUUGGCCUCAGCCUAGAGGGCCGGCUCAGGCCCCGGUACUAUGCUGUAAAGUUUCUCAACGAGAAUGGAUUGCUCAAGUGCAGCCCAAGCUACAGCACUGUUUUCACGGAGACCGAAAAGGCAUUCAAGGAGAAGUUCAUAUGUCCUCAUAAGGAAGCUGCACCACACCUUGAAGAAGACUAUGAUGCGGCUUGUAAAGGGGAACUGCCGGCUAAUUUCAGAUUCACAUGAGCCAAGAAUGGGCAUAUGAUGUAAUUGUGUGCUGGUUAUCCGCUAUUGUAUGACUGUUAGAUGCUGGGUUGGUCGUUGCUAACGUGUGAUGGAAUUGAUAAUUUGUUCCGUGAAUACUGGUUGGUUAUGAACUUUUAUGUUUUUAGACACA
This is a messenger RNA of Triticum aestivum (bread wheat), 1425 nucleotides long. RefSeq lists its product as uncharacterized. Gene Ontology annotation, biological process: regulation of DNA-templated transcription. Gene Ontology annotation, molecular function: double-stranded DNA binding. NCBI's taxonomy places the organism in Eukaryota, Viridiplantae, Streptophyta, Magnoliopsida, Poales, Poaceae. The record is from RefSeq and is a predicted model, not a curated record. Bases 120 to 1274 code for a protein of 384 amino acids. The transcript has a single exon.